Molecule: messenger RNA, 1053 nt
Organism: Drosophila rhopaloa
Lineage: Eukaryota; Metazoa; Arthropoda; Insecta; Diptera; Drosophilidae
Gene: Iyd
Product: iodotyrosine deiodinase 1
Exons: 2
Coding region: 118-984 (288 amino acids)
Molecular function (GO): oxidoreductase activity
Source: RefSeq, a predicted model, not a curated record
AAAACCCCAUACAUCACUAUCAGCAAUAACCCUGACCGACUUAAUCUAGCGAUAAGUCAGCUCGAGCAACAAAACCACUUUCUCUCAGUCACAAAAGCAGUCGCACAUUGGAGCGCCAUGGAGGUGGAAGAACUGAUCAGCAACUCCAAAGUGCUAAGAAAUUGGCCAAGUUUUAUCAUCGGUUUGGGCCUGAUUUGGAUUCUUAAAAAUGUGUUCUACAAAUGGAGUCGAGGGCCCCAGAGAUAUACACUGGAGAACCGAGAGGAAGAGGAGGAGGAUCUGAUAGAUCUGGAAGACCUGGAGGAUGAACUGCAGCCUGCUCUGGAGGAGAAACCCCAUGUGCCAUUCGUGCCUGGCCAGAAUCUCAAUCCAAAUGGGGCGGAACGCUUCUAUGAACUUAUGGGAGGACGUCGUAGCAUUCGCUCCUUCAAAAGCCAUCCCAAACCAGAUCUCUCCAUAAUAGAGGACUGCAUCCGGGCAGCAGGAACUGCUCCCAGUGGUGCCCAUACUGAACCCUGGACAUAUUGCGUCAUAGAAAAACCGGAAGUCAAACAAUCUAUCAGAGAAAUUGUGGAGCAGGAGGAGCUAAUCAACUAUAGCCAGCGGAUGCAUAAACAGUGGGUCACAGAUCUUCGACCACUGCAAACCAAUCAUAUCAAGGAGUAUCUCACAGAUGCCCCGUAUCUCAUCCUGAUCUUCAAGCAAAUCUAUGGAUUUUCGGAGGACGGAAGGCGGAAGAGGCACUACUACAAUGAGAUAUCCACUUCGAUUUCGGCUGGGAUCCUUUUGGGUGCUCUCCAAGCCGCAGGACUUUCUUCCCUGGUCACAACUCCUUUGAACUGCGGUCCUGCCUUGCGAUCCUUGCUGAACCGUCCAAUAAAUGAGAAACUUCUUAUCCUUUUGCCAGUGGGUUAUCCAAAAGACGGCUGCACAGUUCCGGAUUUGAGGAGAAAAAGUUUGUCGGAGAUUCUAGUUACAUUUUAAGGUUUAAUUGUGUUCUAACAAAUUAUUAAUUUACAAAGCAGCUCAAUAAAUACAAACCCAACAAGGUAA